GGAGCCUAGAAUUUGAAUGGUAUCUACUAACACUCCUUUGUAUCGCUCUAAAAUCAAAGGCGGUGAGUUUCGUUAUGAAAUAGAAUCUAGUAACCUAUCAAUGAUUAAUGAUUUGGAAUAGGUGUGAUGCUCAUCAAAAUGCUGCUGUAGUAAUGGCUUCGUGUUGACAGCUAUAAGAGCGGUGGCCCGAGAUGGUCACGGUGGUGUGUCUGCACAAACUCCCUACUACGCCCUAUCCAGAAAUGACACUAAUCUCAAAUGAUCCCACUUGGCUGCCGUUCAUAAUUGUAUCUUUUACUGUGGUGGUAUACGAUUGGGUAUUAACAUUCGGACAAGAGUUCGAACUGGUCUGGAAGCAACGUUGGUCCUUCAUGACCGUUCUUUAUAUCUGUGUGCGCUACAUGGGACUAUCAUAUUCCGUGAUCAUCGUAUUGUGGAGUCUCCCAUUCUCGAUAACAGACGCAGUGGGCCUUAUCGUUUACUUCAUAUCGGCAUGGAUACCUAUAGUCGUCAAUGCUAUGUUGGGGGUCAUCAUGAUGAUUCGGAUAUAUGCAAUGUAUGGACGACCCAAAAAGAUGCUCGUCUUUCUCGUUGUAGUCUUGUUGUCUUCCACGAUUGCAUCCGGUGUUAUGACAGCAAUAGGAAAUGUUGGUGUCUCAGCGGAGGAACUCCUCCUUUUUGGCUACCAUGCGUGUCUUAUCGAAUCUGACACAAACAAGGAAGACCUCAAUAACGAGACUAUGAUACCCACCACUAUAUGGGAGAUCCUCGCCUUCAUUCUUGCAGUCUGGAUUGUCAUAAAACACUUUCAUCAGCUGCGACAAUCUCCGACAGGAUCGACCAUUGGGGACUGUUUUACGGUGUUGAUUCAAAGUCACGCAUUUUACUUUGCAGCUUUUGCUAUUGUAGCUUGCUUCAGCCUAGGCUUACUGUCUACAUAUAUUAGGUAUUCAUCGUCUGUGGGAAGUGCCGUUUAUGUCGGGUUUUUCGGAAUUGGCCAGGUGUUGCAGAUGUUUGUGCUGGGUCCACGUCUCAUCCUCAGCAUUCGCGAAUAUUAUGCUAAGCUCGUGGCCAUGCCCGACGAAGGAAUAAGCAUGAUGUCUAUUGAUUUCCAGGCUGGUGGCGAUGUUGAGCACAGCCAUUCAGAUCAACGCUAACCACAGUUACUUGGUGUUUCGUCGUAGUACUUAUUUGGUGAUUUGGAGGAUAGAAGUAGGUCUGGGAAAACCACUGCCGUGCUGCAUUACUAUUAGAAUUGUCUGCCCAACUACUAUGACCCAAUGCGGAAUGCACAAUCAAUAGGUAAUGCACAAUGCACUCCAGAGCUCACAACUCUACAUAUAUUUCAUUAGAAACAGCUGGAGUACAAGUAUUAGCAUAUAUUCAAUAGGUG
Molecule: messenger RNA, 1393 nt
Organism: Suillus plorans
Lineage: Eukaryota; Fungi; Basidiomycota; Agaricomycetes; Boletales; Suillaceae
Exons: 13
Coding region: 192-1157 (321 amino acids)
Source: RefSeq, a predicted model, not a curated record